This is a messenger RNA of Ziziphus jujuba (common jujube), 1080 nucleotides long. Its product is annotated as dehydration-responsive element-binding protein 1B. Gene Ontology annotation, molecular function: DNA-binding transcription factor activity; DNA binding. The transcript has a single exon. The coding region runs from base 127 to 834 and encodes 235 amino acids. Lineage: Eukaryota; Viridiplantae; Streptophyta; Magnoliopsida; Rosales; Rhamnaceae. The record is from RefSeq and is a predicted model, not a curated record. Gene Ontology annotation, biological process: regulation of DNA-templated transcription.
CCAAUUUUUUUAAAACAAAAUCCCAUUUCUGGAACUAAAUCUCUAAUCCUUUCAAAACACUUACUCCAUUUAGAAAAUCUUCUAUUUUCUGUUCUAAUCAUUUUCUGAAAAAAAAAAAGUGAAAUAAUGGAACUUCUUACCCAUUUUUCGGACCCGUACCCGUUCUACUCCGCGAAUGACGCCCCGGAGACAUCAUCGAUGUCGGACGCCGGAACGACUGCCGGAGGUCGAGCUUCUCAUUCAGAUGAAGAAGUUAUAUUGGCUUCGAAUAUGCCCAAGAAGAGAGCCGGAAGGAGGGUUUUUAAGGAGACUAGGCAUCCGGUUUAUCGAGGAGUUCGUCGGAGGAACAACAACAAGUGGGUUUGUGAACUCCGGGAACCAAACAAGAAGACGAGGAUAUGGUUAGGGACUUAUCCGACUGCUGACAUGGCUGCUAGAGCACAUGAUGUAGCUGCUUUGGCAUUCAGAGGGAAAUCGGCUUGUCUGAACUUCGCGGACUCUGCAUGGAGGUUACCGGUUCCGGCUUCGAAGGAUGCUAAGGAGAUAAGGAAGGCAGCCAACGAGGCCGCCGAAGAGUUCCGGCCGAAGGAGUUCGGUGGUGCUUGUGGUGAGUGCACUACUGCAGAAGAAGAGUCAACAACCACGAAGGAAAUGGAGACGAAAGAGAAAACGUUUUAUAUGGAUGAAGAGACUGUUUUUGAUAUGCCAAGGUUGAUUACGGAUAUGGCAGAAGGUCUUCUACUUUCACCACCUCAUUAUUUGACUAAUGAUUUAAUCAAUUGGGAUGAUGAUGCAAAUGCUGAAGAAGUUUCACUUUGGAGUUAUUCCUUUUGAUUUGUUGUACAUGAUAGUAAGAAUAACUAGGAUUAGUGUGACUUAAUAAUUUCACUUGUUUUUUUUUUUUUUUUUAUUAAGAUUUGUGAUUGUUUCCCAUUCUUAAGAUGUUCAAAUUUUCUUUGGAUUGGAGAUAUUCAAAUUUGCGUUGUAUUGUAUUGGACGUAUAGGGGUUUUUAGAAAAAGAGAAGAAAUCAUGAAAUUGUUUUUAAUGGUAAAUACAAGCAUAUUUUUUAUUAGUAUAAA